Molecule: messenger RNA, 681 nt
Organism: Aureococcus anophagefferens
Lineage: Eukaryota; Pelagophyceae; Pelagomonadales; Pelagomonadaceae
Exons: 1
Biological process (GO): glycolytic process
Molecular function (GO): intramolecular phosphotransferase activity
Source: RefSeq, a predicted model, not a curated record
CAGCUCGUGCUGCUACGGCACGGCCAGAGCGAAUGGAACGCGUCGAAGCGCUUCACGGGCUGGGUCGACGUCGAUCUGAGCGAGCAGGGCCGGAGUGAGGCCAUCCACGCGGGCAUCAUGCUCAAGCGCCACGGCUUCGAGUUCGACGAGGCGCACACGUCGCUGCUGAAGCGCGCGACGCGGACGCUCUGGUCCGUCAUGCACUCGUGCGACCAGCACUGGAUCGUCGUCAAGCGGAGCUGGCGCCUCAACGAGCGCCACUACGGCGCGUUGACGGGCAUGUCGAAGGCGGAGGUCGAGGCCCAGAUGGGCACGGAGCUGCUGCAGAAGUUCCGCCGAGGCUACGACAAGGUGCCCAUCGAGAUGCGUCCGGACCACCCGUUCUGGACGGGCCGCGACCGGCGCUACCACGACCUCGGCGACGUCCACCCGCGGGGCGAGUCGCUGCGCAUGUGCCAGAGCCGGGUUUUGCCCUACUGGGUCGACCGCAUCGCGCCGUCGAUCCGCCGGGGGAAGCGCGUGCUCGUGUGCGCGCACAACAACGUGCUCCGGGUCCUCGUGCAGCACCUGGACUCCAUCCCGCCGGACCAGAUCCGCGAGAUCGAGAUCCCCACGGGGAUCCCCCUCGUCUACCGCCUCGACGACGAGCUCCGGCCCGUGGGCCCGCGCGACGCGGUCGGC